CCGGUCCCGCUGCCGGGGCACACCGCCGAGAGGAGAAUCUGAAUCUUCCACAGGGUCAGGUCAUGGAGGCGAAGCCACCGCUCUACCCAGUGGCGGGGGCUGCAGGGCCGGAGGGAGACGGCAACUCACUCGGGGUCCCUGACGGGCUCGGUGUCCCAGACGGACUCGGGGUCCCCGACGGGCCCGAGGCGCCGCUGGACGAGCUGGUGGGCGCGUACCCCAACUACAACGAGGAGGAGGAGGAGCGCCGCUACUACCGCCGCAGGCGUCUCGGGGUGCUGAAGAACGUGCUGGCGGCCAGCGCGGGCGGCACGCUCACCUAUGGUGUUUAUCUGGGCCUCCUCCAGAUGCAGCUGAUCCUGCACUAUGAUGAGACCUACCGCGAGGUAAAGUACGGCAACAUGGGGCUGCCCGACAUCGACAGCAAGAUGCUGAUGGGCAUCAACGUGACGCCCAUCGCUGCCCUGCUCUACACGCCUGUGCUCAUCAGGUUUUUUGGCACCAAAUGGAUGAUGUUCCUGGCUGUGGGCAUCUAUGCUCUCUUUGUCUCCACUAACUACUGGGAGCGCUACUAUACACUUGUGCCCUCUGCUGUGGCCCUGGGCAUGGCCAUUGUGCCUCUUUGGGCCUCCAUGGGCAACUACAUCACCAGGAUGGCGCAGAAGUACUAUGAGUACUCCCACUAUAAGGAGGACGAGCAGGUGCCCCAGCAGCGCCCACCGCGGGGCUCCCAUGCGCCCUAUCUCCUGGUUUUCCAAGCCAUCUUCUAUAGCUUCUUCCAUCUGAGCUUCGCCUGUGCCCAACUGCCUAUGAUUUAUUUCCUGAACUACUACCUGUAUGACCUCAACCACACACUGUGGAACGUGCAGAGCUGUGGCACUAACAGCCACGGCAUCCUCAACGGCUUCAACAAGACGGUUCUGCGCAUGCUGCCGCGGAGCAAAAAUCUCAUCGUGGUGGAGACUGUGCUCAUGGCAGUGGCCUUCCUAGCCAUGCUGCUGGUGCUGGGCCUGUGUGGCGCCGCAUACCGGCCCACUGAGGAAAUCGACCUGCGCAGUGUGGGCUGGGGCAACAUCUUCCAGCUGCCCUUCAAGCACGUGCGUGACUUUCGUCUGCGCCACCUCGUGCCCUUCUUCAUCUACAGCGGCUUUGAGGUGCUCUUCGCCUGCACCGGUCUCGCCCUGGGCUAUGGCGUGUGCUCUAUGGGGUUGGAACGGCUGGCCUACCUCCUCAUUGCUUACAGCCUGGGAGCCUCAGCUGCCUCAUUCCUGGGCCUGUUGGGGCUAUGGCUGCCACGCUCAGUGCCCCUGGUGGCUGGGGCACUGUUGCACCUGCUGCUCACCCUCGGCCUCUUUUUCUGGGCCCCUGUGCCUCGGGUCGAGCAACACAGCUGGAUCCUUUAUGUGGCUGCUGUUCUCUGGGGUGUGGGCAGUGCACUCAACAAGACGGGACUGAGCACACUGUUGGGAAUCAUGUACGAGGACAAGGAGAGGCAAGACUUCAUCUUUACCAUCUACCACUGGUGGCAGGCUGUGGCCAUCUUUGCGGUGUACUUGGGCUCCAGCUUGCCCAUGAAGGCUAAACUGGCUGUGCUGCUGAUGACCCUGGUGGUGGCUGUGGCCUCGUACCUCUGGAUGGAGCAGAAGUUGCGGCGGGGUGUCCUUCCGCGCCAGCCACGUAUUCCGCGGCCCCAGCACAAGGUGCGUGGCUACCGCUACCUGGAGGAGGACAACUCGGACGAAAGCGACGCGGAGAACGAGCGCUGCGGGGACUGCGGCCAGGGAGUCUGCGCAGAGGAGGAGGAGGAGCCGCAGGGGGCGCCUAGCCCAGGCUCGGAUCCUGCAGGCGGCUGUCGCAGGCCCUGCCCUUACGAACAGGCGCAGGGAGGCGACGGGCUGGAGGAGCAAUGAGAAAGAGCCUCGGACUCUGCCUUUCUGCUGCUUAUCCUCAGUUUACCACCACAGGCUGAGGGUGCUGGGUCCCCUCUGGGAUCUUUCCAUUAGCCGGAAGGACCCUGUCCCCUCCCCUGUGUUCAAGACUACCCCUUCCAGAGCCUGGGUCCCCUGGAACUUCCACAGCCCCCUCCAGGACGAGGUGAGCUCUGUGACCUCGAGGGGCUGCCACUUACGACCCUGCGCACAGCCCACUGCACCAGCCCUUGCUCCAGCCCCAGAGGCAGGGACCAUGUCUCCAGAGCCGCUGCGUGAGAGGCCCACCUGCUCUGAAUAGCUUGUGACACGCUUAGUGCAUUCCAUCCCAGAGUUUUGCUCAGAAGCUCGACUUUUUACAGAAAGUAACCAAUAAAGAGUUUUUUUGUA
This is a messenger RNA of Octodon degus (degu), 2318 nucleotides long. It is a transcript of the gene Unc93b1, whose product is annotated as unc-93 homolog B1, TLR signaling regulator. Gene Ontology annotation, cellular component: lysosome; endosome. The transcript is spliced from 11 exons. The record is from RefSeq and is a predicted model, not a curated record. Gene Ontology annotation, biological process: toll-like receptor 7 signaling pathway; toll-like receptor signaling pathway; toll-like receptor 3 signaling pathway. Gene Ontology annotation, molecular function: Toll-like receptor binding. Bases 63 to 1910 code for a protein of 615 amino acids. NCBI's taxonomy places the organism in Eukaryota, Metazoa, Chordata, Mammalia, Rodentia, Octodontidae.